Molecule: messenger RNA, 795 nt
Organism: Clonostachys rhizophaga
Lineage: Eukaryota; Fungi; Ascomycota; Sordariomycetes; Hypocreales; Bionectriaceae
Source: the annotation of a GenBank genome assembly
AUGGCUCGAAACUGGGAGGCUUAUUUGCAGGAUGAAAUAAAGAAAUCCAACGGUGGACAGACACGGAAAGACGUGGAAACAAUCAGAGAUUUCCUCAAGGGGGCAGCCAGUAGCACAGAGGCAGCAGCGCAGCUGGGGAGUGGUUUCACGACUAAAGAUAGCACAUACAACGUCUGGUCAUUCGUUGGGCAAAUCUCAAGCAAGUAUCCAGAGCACCAUGAAGCGCUCCUGAAGCUGGUCGCUGCCAUUUACCAGCUUCCCGACGUCGUUGAUCAAAGCGGGCAAGUCGCGCUGCAAUUGUCUGAUCAUUCGGACAUGAUAGGCGCUGUCUGGGGGGAUUUGACCGAGGAUCGCAAUUGGGAAACCUACUACGACAAUCACGUCAAUUCAAUCGCGUUCCUGGCCAAGAUGUCCAACCUGGGCAUUCCCAGCCUGAACCUCGCUGAUGAUUGCGCACAAGACUUCUGUAUGGCGUUUGAACAGACACCCCGAGACGAGGCAUCGUUCAAGCAGGAGGAUAUCCAGGCACUCAACAUUAAUAUCCCACUUGUGGCUCAGUGGGUUUUGAACGCUGGCGGGGUCAUCAUUACCCUCAACGGGAAGAUCGAACCUUGGCCGCCCAACCGAAAAAGCCUAUGGACGGGACCUCCAGAGUUCUGUAUUGCGAGAUGGGAGUUUUGGAAGUCCAGAGCGGCAUGGGUUCAAGACCUCAAGUCUGUACACCCAAAAACGAGAGAGCUGGCACGUGGAGUAACGGAAGCGAUGGAGAAAGCCGAGGAAGCGUAUUACGGGUAG